Molecule: messenger RNA, 2647 nt
Organism: Tetranychus urticae (two-spotted spider mite)
Lineage: Eukaryota; Metazoa; Arthropoda; Arachnida; Trombidiformes; Tetranychidae
Product: DNA helicase MCM8
Biological process (GO): DNA replication
Cellular component (GO): MCM complex; nucleus
Molecular function (GO): single-stranded DNA helicase activity; single-stranded DNA binding; ATP binding
Source: RefSeq, a predicted model, not a curated record
UAACGAUCCCUUAACUGGCUUGCUUGUUUACGUUUCCUUAGCAAUGCUUAACAAUGCUUAGCAAUGUGAAACUGUUUUUCUUUUAUUAAUUGAAAGCUCUUUUUGAUUUUUUUUGUUUAGUGUUUCGUUUUUCAUCAUGAGUGCUCGGGAGGUAAAUAAAGAUUUGGACUGUCCUGGGAUCGAGAAUUACUUUCCAAGAGAAGUUUUUGAUAAUAGUGAAUUUAAAGAAGCCUUGGAACAAUGUGAAAAGUUGAUUACUUGCUUGGUACCCAUGGAGGGUAGCCAUUUGGAUAACAUUGAAAAUGAAGGCUAUUUUUCGAUUGACAUUGCCCAAAUUGAAUAUAUUGAUGAAGAUUUUGCUGUGAAAUUGGUAAACGAUCCGUUAAAUUAUUUCAAGUAUUUAGGACUUGCCACUCAUCUUGUUUACAAACGUCAUAAAGAUUCCGAGGCUGAGGAACGAUCGAGUCAAAUUCAAGCUUUCAAUUUUGAUAAUUUCAGAAGACUGUGGUUUGAAUGUACUGGUUUUACAAAAAUUACACCAAUAGGAGAAAUUUCACCGCCUCAUUAUAAUAAGUUUGUCACUAUUACUGGUACAAUAGCCGCUGUUGGUAAAAUUAGUCAGGCUAUUUAUGAGGCAACCUUUCGAUGUGAAAACUGUGGUUGCCUUCAAUAUGUACUUCAACCUAUGGGCCAGCUACAAACUCCAGUGACUUGUCAUUCCACCAAAUGUAAUGCUCAAUCAACCAACACCGAGAAAUCAUCACGGGGUAAUCCUAUUACGUUCUUUCGUCUUAAAAAUGCCAACAUAAAGGUUGCUUCUCAGAUGAUUAGUGUCAUACAAACUAGAUACAACUCUAAAACAGGCGAAAAGCAAGUUCAUGUGAUUAAAGUUCAGUUAAUCAACCAUCUCAUCGAAAAGUGCUUCAUUAUGGACUCAGUUACCAUAUCUGGAGUGAUUGUUGAACCGAAAAAUAUCGAGGGUACCGGAAUUUGUGGCUUUUAUAUGUUAGCUUCAAGCUUAUCAAUCAAUACUGAGGAUAAAUUUGACUCCAAAACUUUGAGAGCGAUACAGGCGAUAAUAGCUGAACCAGACAUUUUAGGACUUGUAACUGCUUCUUUCUGUCCUUCAGUAUCGUGUAACAACAUGGUUAAACUUGGUGUAUUGCUUUCAUUGAUUGGUGGCCAUGAAUCAGAUAGUCAUGAUGAAGAAGACCCCGUUCCUUAUCGAGGACAAAUUCACACUUUAUUAUUGGGUGCACCUAAUAAAGACAAAAAAGAACUAUUAAAUGCUGCUCAUAAAGUUGCUCCAGUUUCUUCAUAUGCCGAUAAAAAUUAUACACAGAAUUUGGUUUUCGAUGUAAAAAUUGAAAAGGGUGAAGAAGUGCUCAAUGCAGGUCCAGUUUUGCAAGCAAAUAAGGGAGUCUGCUGUAUUGAUGAUUUAGAUGUCAUGAAAUCUCAAUGGAAUCUUAUAAAUGAAAUAAUGGAGAGUCAAAUAUUCCAAGUUGAUAAGAACUCAUUUGUACAUUCAGUUCCUGUGGAAAUUGCCAUUUUUGCUGCUGCUACCCCAGCUGGAGGAACCUAUCGUCUCGAGAAGACACUUUAUGAAAAUAUAAAGAUGCCAUCUGAUAUGUUAAAUCAAUUUGAUCUCAUUUUUCAUUUGGUUGAUGAACCUGAUCACCAAACUGAUCGCAGUUUCACCAAAAGAGUUCUUCAAAACCGAGAAGGUCGAUUACCAUCUAAUAGAUCAACACAGCAAUCUAAUCGAGGAUCAAGUCAAUCACCUACAGACCAAGCUAAUCAAUCUUUGAAAGUUAAACUUGCUUCCCUAGACAAAGAUUCAAUGGAUUUAUUACCCAGGAAACUUCUCACAAAAUAUAUUCAAUUUGUUCGUGCCAAAAUCUUUCCCAAAUUUGACGAAGAAGCUCACGCCACUGUAUUCCGAUUUUACGAAGAAUACCUAGAAAAAACUUAUCGAGGAAUUGUUGGACCAAUUGGACAUCCAAGUGACAACCAGUUAUUGGCAUCGCUGAUGAGAUUGAGUUUAGCUCGAGCAAGGCUUGAAGCAAAGCAAGUUGUAACCAAGCGUGAUGUCCUGGAUAUUGUUGAGUUAAUCAAAUAUACUCGGUCCGAUAUCUUCCCAAAAGACGUCCUUUCACUGAAUAGUCAGUCAAGCCAGUCUUCAGUUAGACGUUCCAUUGAACCGGUUAAUGAAGGUUUAGUUGGAUUAGCAAAUAAACGGUGUCGUUCAUCUAAUGAAAGAUUUGUCCGUUAUCUUGAAGAGUACUUUCACAGCAAUCCAGAAACUGAGUUUACAUAUGAUGAUUUAUGGACAAUAGCACGAAAUGGCCCACCAGUUGCUAAAUUUGAACAAAUGAUCGAAUACCUCAAUCAUCAUGGAUACAUGUUACAAUGUGGUAACAGCAGAUAUCGAUGGGUAACUCGUCGUUAAUCAGAUAAUGAAAUUAGCUUUGAUUACAUAAAAUAAUUCCUUUCUUACAAUGAAAGAUCUGAUAUUAAGAGAUAAUUUAUAGAAACCAGAUAUUCGAUCUUUUUAUUUCUCUCUUGUUAUCUUAUUGCUUUGUACAAUUGAACAUAAUAUGCUUACGUCAUUUAAAUAAAUCAACACAAUUAAGUCUAUUCUUCUAAA